AUGUCGGAAUACCUCCGUCAAAUGCAUACGUGGGCCGAUGUCCUUGCCCUUGCACGUAAUCCCUAUCCCGAGUCCCAAUUGAUUACUAAUGUUCUUAAUGGCUUGGAUUCAGAGUAUUUGUCCAUUGUGGUUCAAAUCGAGGCCCAUUCUGACAUGUCGUGGCAUGCUCUCCAAGACAUUCUUCUCAGUUUUGACAGUCGUUUGGAGCGCCUUCAUGCUCUCUCUCCUCCCUCUAAGUUGUUGAAGGAGCUCAGCCCCUCUACUAAUGUGGCCACUCAGUCUACUCCCUCUCCGUCUUGCUCUCCUUCUAGUGGUUGUGCUUCCCCUGGUGGUCGCUCUGAUCGUGGCAGUGGUUCUCGCUCUCGUAGCAGGGGUGGUAAAGGAAAUAGUUCCCGACCAACUUGCCAAGUGUGUGGCAGAUAUGGGCAUUCUGGUAUGGUAUGCAAUAAUCUAUUCGAUGAGUCCUAUAUAGGUUCGGAUCCAAACCAAUCUCAGUCUUCACGAAGCCAAACCCAGCUACUUUUGUUGCCUCUCCGGAAACAGUCGAUCACAAUGCUUGAUAUGUCGAUAGUGGGGCUAGCAAUCACCUCACCGCUGACCUUGCCAAGUUGA
Messenger RNA from Humulus lupulus (European hop), 612 nucleotides. RefSeq lists its product as uncharacterized. The transcript has a single exon. Bases 1 to 612 code for a protein of 203 amino acids. Lineage: Eukaryota; Viridiplantae; Streptophyta; Magnoliopsida; Rosales; Cannabaceae. The record is from RefSeq and is a predicted model, not a curated record.